This is a messenger RNA of Abrus precatorius (Indian licorice), 2055 nucleotides long. RefSeq names its product putative pentatricopeptide repeat-containing protein At3g15130. Gene Ontology annotation, biological process: RNA modification. The transcript has a single exon. Lineage: Eukaryota; Viridiplantae; Streptophyta; Magnoliopsida; Fabales; Fabaceae. Gene Ontology annotation, molecular function: RNA binding; protein binding; zinc ion binding. Bases 1 to 2055 code for a protein of 684 amino acids. The record is from RefSeq and is a predicted model, not a curated record.
AUGAACGUGCGUAGGCUAAUCAAUGAGAUCCUGAACAAGUGUUCGAAGCAUCGUUUGCUUGAUCAGGGAAAGCAAGUGCAUGGGGUUGUGGAGAAACUAGGGUUUGGGCAUGAUUUGGUUUUAAACAAUGAUCUUAUAGAUAUGUAUGCAAAGUGUGGCACUGUGGACCUCGCUUGUUACGUGUUUGAUCGAAUGCCUCAGAGAAGUGUAGUGUCUUGGACGGCUCUUAUGUGUGGGUAUUUGCAAAAUGGUGAUGCCAAAACUUCUUUACUCUUGUUCUCUAAAAUGGGUCGCUCAGAUGUUAAGCCUAAUGAGUUCACACUGUCCACCAGUCUAAAGGCAUCGGGGGUUUUGGGAAUUCCUGAGAAUGGAAUGCAGAUUCAUGGGCUUUGUGCAAAAUCUAAUUUUGACUGGGUAUCCGUCGUUGGCAAUUCUAUAAUUGACAUGUACUCGAAGUGUGGUAGGGUUAGUGAGGCAGCGCGAGUGUUUACCACUUUGCCAGUUAGAAAUGUUAUAAGUUGGAAUGCAAUGAUUGCUGGAUACACCAAUGGAAGAAAUGGUGAAGAGGCUUUGAAUCUGUUUAGUAAAAUGCAAGAGAAGGGGGAAGUUCCUGAUGGGUAUACAUAUUCAAGCACGUUGAAGGCGUGUACUUGUGUUGGUGCAAUAGGAGAAGGAAUGCAAAUUCAUGCUGCUUUAAUUAGAAGUGGAUUUCCUUACUUGGCUCAAUCAGUGGUUGCAAGUGCUUUGCUUGAUCUGUAUGUCAAAUGCAGGCGCAUAACUGAAGCUAGGAGGGUGUUUGAUCGAACUGAACAGAAGAGUGUGAUGUCUUGGACCACACUAAUUCUUGGUUAUGCACAAGAAGACAAGUUGCCAGAAGCCAUGCACUUGUUUAAGCAGUUGAGAGAGAGCAGAAAUGAAGUGGAUGAGUGUGUACUCUCGAGUCUCAUAGGUGUGUUUGCUGAUUUUGCCUUUGUAGAGCAGGGGAAGCAAAUGCAUGCUUAUACCAUAAAAGUCCCGUACGGUUUAGAAAUGUCAGUGGCUAAUUCAGUUCUGGAUAUGUACAUGAAAUGCGGAUUAACAGAUAAAGCAGAUGCACUUUUCAGAGAGAUGCCAGCGACAAACUUGAUCUCAUGGACAGUUAUGAUCACGGGCUAUGGAAAACAUGGUAUUGGUAAUAAAGCAGUUGAACUUUUCAACGAAAUGCAAGUGAAUGGAAUUAAACCUGACAGUGUGAGUUACUUAGCUGUGCUCUCAGCUUGCAGCCAUUCUGGACUCAUCAAAGAAGGUCAAAAAUACUUCUCUAGUUUGUGUAACAAUCAUCAGUGCAAACCACAAGUAGAGCAUUAUGCUUGCAUGGUUGAUCUCCUUGGACGAGCCGGGCGCUUAAAGGAAGCAAAGGAUCUCAUUCAGAAAAUGCCCUUGAAGCCAAGUGUGGGCAUAUGGCAGACAUUACUUAGUGUUUGUAGAAUGCAUGGAGAUGUGGAGAUGGGGAAGCAUGUGGGAGAGAUACUUUUGAGAUUGGAUGGUAACAAUCCAGCCAACUAUGUCAUGAUGUCAAACAUCUAUGCCGAUGCAGGGUAUUGGAAAGAGAGUGAGCAAAUAAGAGGUUACGUGAAGAGAAAGGGAUUGAAGAAAGAAGCAGGACGUAGUUGGGUAGAGAUAGACAAGGAAAUCCACAUUUUCUACAAUGGGGAUGGCAUGCAUCCACUUAUAGAGAAGAUUCAUCAAGUGUUGAAAGAAAUGGAGAAGAGGGUGCAGGAAGAAAUAGGCCAUGUUCAUAACGUGAAAUUUGCAUUGCAUGAUGUUGAAGAGGAGUCAAAGGUGGAGAGUUUGCGGGUUCAUAGCGAGAAGUUGGCUAUUGGAUUGGUUUUGGUUCGAAGUGGGCUAAAAGGAGAAAGGAUGAUUAGGAUUUUCAAGAACUUGAGGGUUUGUGGGGAUUGCCAUGCAUUCAUCAAGGGUUUGUCCAAGGUUUUGAAGAUUGUAUUUGUGGUGAGAGAUGCAAAUAGGUUUCAUAAAUUUGAGAACGGUUUGUGUUCAUGUGGAGAUUACUGGUAA